AUGUACAACUCCGGCGGCGCCUCGACCGCGCAGGGCGGCAGCAGCAGCGGGGUGUGCACCAGCCCAGAGUACAAAGACGUCAUGCACGCCAAUGAUUGGCUCAUGGUCACCACCACGGUCGUCGUGACGGUCCUCGUCUUUGGGCUCGUCAUGCUCUGCAUGCUUGGCCGCCGUACCAGGCGCCACAGCGGGUACUCCAUCGCCAUGCGCGUCAUCUUCCAGGCAUGCUUCACGCUCUUCCUCCCCUUCAUGUCCUACAUCUUCUCCCAGACCAAGAGCAAGCCCGACCCCAGCAACCAGCGGCGCACGGAGAUCAUCAUCCUCUGGAUGCUGCUCGUCGAGCUCCUCCGCAAGAAGGUCUCCGCGGGGAUGGCGCCAGCCGCUGAAGCCUUCACCCGCGGCAUCGGGCGCUAUAGCCUGUUGUACCCCGUGGAGGAGGUGGUGCGCAUGGCGUGGAUCGGCUACCUCAUCUACGCCUACGUUCAUGGCUUGGGCAUCAAACCCUUCUUCAUCAUCCUCUGGAUAUUUGGCGUCGCAACGCUUUGCAAGCGGGCCGUCUGCAUCCAUGUCGCCAAAGACUCCUUCGACCUCGCCAAGAAUGCCGCACUCGUCUCUGGCUACAUGGCGCAGCUCGUCCAUACGCGCCGGCAACUGUCCAACGAAGACGACACACACCUACCGGGCACCCAUAUCAUGAGGACUUGCAACUAUGUAGUCAUGGGAGAGGGCCGGCUCAAAAGAAAGGUGACGCCCUACGGCUUCGAGAUCCACGACCCAGAAGUGAAGAACUUUGGCCUUGAGAUCGGCGGCGAAGAAAGGGAGAACAUUGUCCCCGAAGGAGGCAGUCCAAACGGCCACCAAGUGACCAACAAGUCCGAGUUGGUCCGGGUAUGUGACAUAUGGGGCUUCUCCGAGACAGAAGCCAUCUUCAAGUACGACAUGAGUAGGAAACUGAAGUUGGAGAACAUUUGCCUUGCCCUCGCACUCUUCAAGAUACUCCGACGAAAGAUGGCAGAGGUCAAGACAACACAAGCGCGUGAUCUCGUGCUCUGGGGCCUCCUCGGGCUCACGGGGAAUGAAGCGUACGAUGCCCAUCGGGCGUUCCAUGUGGUAGAGCUAGAGCUCAGGUUCAUGGAUGAGUACUACCAAGAUAUCAUUCCACUGGCAUUGCCUAGGCCAGAGCUCUUUCUGGCCAACUUCGCCUUGUCCAUCGUCUUUGUCCUGUUCUAUGGCGUCACUGUGUUGCUCGUCACCAGCAAUGCCAACAUCAUCAUCGUAUUGGGCUCGCUGUUCAAGGGGCUCAUCGGUCUAUUCAUCGCCAUGCUAGUACACCACAAGUGCUUUCUGCACCAAGUGGCCUCCUUGGUUGUCACUGUGCAUACCUCUUUUGACAUCAUCAUCACCUACCUCCUCAUGCUCGCCCUCCUCCUCGUCCAGACAUAUCAGUUGAUCCAUUACGUGAUCUCUGACUGGUUUCUAGUGUCCUUGAUCUGCAACUACGUCUGA
Molecule: messenger RNA, 1506 nt
Organism: Triticum turgidum subsp. durum (durum wheat)
Lineage: Eukaryota; Viridiplantae; Streptophyta; Magnoliopsida; Poales; Poaceae
Source: the annotation of a GenBank genome assembly